AUGAAUAUUUUAACUUAUUUAAGAUCAAGAGUUCUUCACGUUAAAUUGUAUGGACCAAUAGACACUAAAAUUGCUCCUGUAUAUACUUUUGCUUAAGACAAAGUUUUAAAUAGUGCUAAUUUAAUUUUAGCAUCAGGAAAUAAAGUAUUUGCAAAUAAAUAUUCGAUUUUGGGUGAUUUCGGAUAUGUCUAUAAUGGAUUCGGAUAUAAAGAUGCCUUAAAAAACGUAUAAGUAGAUUUUAUACAUACUAAAUAAUUAAAAAUGAAUCCUUUUUAAGAAUUCCUUACUGAAGAUAAAUAAUGGAUGCUUAAAAGAUUAUAAGAUUAAGAAUAAUAAUUAAAAGAAUUAGUUAUAGAAAAAAGAUUAGAAAAUUUUAAUAAAUUAAAACUUUCAAAUGAAGUACUUAAUUAAAAUUUACUUAAUUAAGGUGCUAUAUAACCUGAAUAGGCUUUAAAAUACGGACUUAUUGAUGAAGUUAAUUGUAUAGAAGUUAUUUUAGAUAGUAUGUAUAAUAAUAUUAGGGUUUUAGAUUAAGUAAGAAUUGGUAAUGUUAGUUAUAUAAUAUCAUAAAAUAAAAAAAUUGCUAUGGAAUUAUUUGGUUGA
This is a messenger RNA of Ichthyophthirius multifiliis, 603 nucleotides long. RefSeq names its product peptidase s49, putative. The transcript is spliced from 3 exons. Gene Ontology annotation, biological process: proteolysis. NCBI's taxonomy places the organism in Eukaryota, Ciliophora, Oligohymenophorea, Hymenostomatida. Gene Ontology annotation, molecular function: peptidase activity. The record is from RefSeq and is a predicted model, not a curated record.